UCCAUAUCGAAUCAAGACAUCAAAAAUAUUUUGUAACCAACAAUGUGCGACUUCACCCAAUAUGCCGGCCCCUCUACAGAAUGGCUUGAGGUUGAAAAGAAACUCCUAGCCCUAACCUUCGAUAUCACGCAAGAACCUUUGAUCCUAAAACACGCCGUCAACGAUGGUCGCGAACAAGUCGCUUCCAAAGCGAUGGAGACUCUUGCGUCCAAAGUCCACAUGCUUAACCACACCAUCCCCACACGCGAUGGAUCCACCAUCGAAGCUCGCAGCUAUCGACCCGCCAGCAAGAAGAUAUCCGAAAAACUUCCUGUCUACUUGUUCUUCCACGGCGGAGGCUUCUUGUUCGGCACAUUAGCGAGCGAGGACGCAACCUGUGCUCAGAUCGCGGCCAAUAUCGGCAUUGUGGUUGUGAAUGUGAAUUAUCGACAUACGCCUGAACAUACGUUUCCAAUAGCAUGGCUUGACUCCCAAGACGCCUUUGAAUGGUUACAUUCGCACAUUGAAGAGAUUGGAGGAGAUAGAGAGAAGGUUGUUGUCGGUGGGAUAUCGGCUGGCGGACAACUCUCCGCAUCAUUAGUCCUCGAACAGAAUUUGGGGAAAGCUCUAACGAAGUGCCCGCCAGUCGCGGGCCAAGUACUGAUGAUACCAUGCGUGGCGCAUAUCGACACAUUCGGGGAGUCUCAGGCAAAACAGUUGAAAAAUCCAUCACACUCCUCAUAUGUGGAGAACAAGGAUGCGCCGAUAUUACCGGAGAAGACCGUCCGCUUUUUCAUGAGUCUUUUGAAAACCGAGAUCCCAGAUUUGAAGGAUACGAAACUCAAUCCAGGAAAUGCGACUCCCGGAGAUGUGAAGGGAAUGCCGCCAACGGUAUUUGGCAUUGCUGGAUUGGAUCCGUUAAGGGAUGAGGCUCUUCUGUAUGCAAAAACACUUGCAGAGUCAGGCGUUCCGACAAAUAUUACUCUUUUUAAAGGGGUUCCACAUGGAUUUAGAAGGUUUGGAAGUGCGUUAUCAGCGUGCCGAACUUGGGAUGAGUGUGUGGAGAAAGGGAUACUGUGGGCACUUUCAAAUCCCAAGGCGACGGGAAAAUUUGAGGUCAAAGUGAAGUGA
Messenger RNA from Lindgomyces ingoldianus, 1110 nucleotides. RefSeq lists its product as uncharacterized. Gene Ontology annotation, molecular function: hydrolase activity. NCBI's taxonomy places the organism in Eukaryota, Fungi, Ascomycota, Dothideomycetes, Pleosporales, Lindgomycetaceae. Bases 43 to 1110 code for a protein of 355 amino acids. The record is from RefSeq and is a predicted model, not a curated record. The transcript has a single exon.